Trypanosoma conorhini is the source of this 3132-nucleotide messenger RNA. RefSeq lists its product as uncharacterized. The transcript has a single exon. Bases 1 to 3132 code for a protein of 1043 amino acids. NCBI's taxonomy places the organism in Eukaryota, Euglenozoa, Kinetoplastea, Trypanosomatida, Trypanosomatidae. The record is from RefSeq and is a predicted model, not a curated record.
AUGCGCAGAUGCGUUGACGACACAACGGCGGCUCCCAUCGUGCGUCGGCAUCCGCGGCAGCAGCAACAGCAGCGGCAUUUGCUGUCGCUCCUCCGGCGAUGUGGAACUUCGGCGAGAGAGGCAAGUAGCUCCCACGUCGUUGCGCCGCAUCGAGUCGCGUGCGGGCCCUGCGCGGGUGCCCGUGUCGGAAGCAAAGGUGGGCGUGACGCACUGACUUCGCUGCGUGGCCCCAACACAAUACUUCGCACGAGGCGAUGGCUCAACGCGGAUACCAACCGCUACCUGCAGGAGCAACAGGAAUAUAUCCCCGCAGUCCGUGAAGCUGCGGAGGAGCUUCUCACACGUCUGGAACCACUGCAAGACCACAUACCGAUAGAGAUGGAGCGGUUUUUUCGCGCCCUUCACGCCGACGCACUUGUUGCGCUUUUUGAGUACUUUGUGACGUAUCGUCCCCGCAGUCUCUUUCGCUCCUUGCGCGACGGGGAGGGCUGCGGUUGCGAGGCCUCACCCCUCUGCGAGCUUCUCCUGGCGGCCCUGGCUGAAAGGAGUGUGGAGUUGUCCUCCAAGCACGUGGCAUUUAUUGGGGCACUUUAUAGCGCGUCUGGCGUGGAAGCCCGGCUAUUUCCGUUCAUCCUGUACCACGCUCGGCAUUCGCUGCGGCGAACACAGGCGGUACAGGCGCUGCGCACAAUUUCUGUCAUGAGCUUCCACGCGGUGGACACGUUGAGGUUUGGGCCCAGGCAUCCACUGCUUGGGGCCGCCACCAGCGGCACCCCGCUGCUUACCUCCGCGCUGAGUUCCGUGAUGGUGCGAUGCAUGGAACUUGAACAGACGCACGAGGGGUACGACACGCGGAGUCUGCUCUCGCAGGCGCUCAUGCGACACUACAGCCGUGUUCAACCAGACGUUCGUGCGGCAUGUCUCUGGUGGGUACGCAGGGGCCUUCACAAAAGCAACGGCAUCUCUCACUCAGCGGUGCUGGAGGUGAGGCUCGAUGACGCCCCGUUGCCGGCUGACGCCUUUUCCGCCAUGGAGGCGGCCAGCCGUUCCUUAACUCUACCUGCGUUUGACAGCGCCCACCUUCGUUUGCUCCUCAAGAAGGAUUCAGCAGUUGACUCCAGCUGGCGUGCGUCUACUAGUAGAGCCGCGUAUCCGGCUGCCACUGAGCAGGGGGAUCCUGCGCUCCUGCUGCAUCAGCAGCUGCCGACGUUGCAGCGGCUUCACGGCGAAGUCAAGCUUUUGGCGCUGGAGACGCUGUCGCGGCGGGUGUUGGAAAUUACCCAGCUGGACGCCGUGGUGGGGUUAGCAGAAGGCGUUCUGCGGUAUUCUCCGUCGUUGUCUGAAGUUGUCAUGCAUCGCCUGCUCCAGCUCGCCUGCCUCGAUAGCGCAGGGGCCACGGCGGUGUCGACGCUGACGGCCAUGCAUCGACUACUGCCACACGUCGACGUGAUGGGGGUAGUGGAAGGUGCCAUGAUGUGCGGCGUCUGCACGAGCGCCUUGGCAGGCCGGCGCGCGGGCGUUAAACCCGCGACCGCUCCUCCACCGGACUCCCUUGUGAAGUGUUUGGCGAUGCAUCUUCCCUCGAGUCUUCUCCCUGCGCUGUUCCAUCGCCUGUGUCGCCAACGGGAGCUGGCGGCAUUCCGUUUGCCCCCAUUUGUGCUCCGCGUGCUGCUGCAGGCGCUCGAAUACACCAAUGCGGACUCUCUCUCCUGCGAGGAUGCGACGUGCAUUCAGGCGUUUAUUCGGCAAGAACGGCGCAAAGCUCUGCCGCAUUUCAGGCCCACGCUAGCACCGAACCCGAACGAGAAGGCAGAGAUGGGAAUGGAAAGGGGCGAGGACAAAUUGCUUGCAGCCAUCGACGCGUGUGCCAUGUUGCACUGCCGCAGCUCGAAUGGCAGUGGUGACGUGUCGCUCCAGUUACCACCGACGUCGACCAACCCGGCCACCGAAAGCUGCAAGGCGGCUGGUGCAGCCAAGGCGGCCCUUGCCUCCCUCUUUGGGGUGCGGGCCACAACACUGGUGACGACCGAGGCUGCGGUGCGGGAGCGUACAUCUCUUGCCUGGCUGUACGCCAUUUACCGCAUGUCAGUAUCCAUCAUGUGUGAGCUGGAGGCUCUCGCAACGCUGGCGCUACGCCAAGGGGCCCAGCUUCGCCUCAACGAGCGACAACGAACGCUUGUGGAACUUUCUGAGUCGGUUGACGAGAAUCUUAUGCUUCCAGACGUGAAUCGGCAGGUUUCGGCCGGCAACAUGAACAAGGAUGCAUUGCGUGCAUGCAUUGAGGAAUGGUUGUUGAAUAAGGAGACGAGCGGCCAGGCACUUCAGCGAUUGGUUGCGUUGCUGGAGAAGGAAGACGUGGCGUUGGCGCCGUUCCUUUGCUACGCCGCCAUCGCACGCCACGAUGUUACCGCGAUAAAAGAGCUGCGGCUACGAGCACCCGCAGCUAGUGCCAUUUUCUCUCGUGAAGGCUCACUCGACAGCGCGGGGAUGUAUGCAAUGCCUUUGCGUUCUGCUGCACCUUGUGCGGCCACUGCGGAUAGCGCGGCGGUCGUGUCCGUUGAGGCUGCAGCCGUCGAGUGUCACAGUACCACGUCUCGUGGCGUGGCCUGCGGCGGUGGCGGUGCUAGUAUUGCGGUCACCAACCGAGGAGGGAAUGGCUGUGAUGGCGCCGCUGCGGACGCGGACCCAAGACAGGGCUCUCAUAUGCCCGAUCUGACGACUGCCGCCGCUUUUGUCCUUCGUUUCGCGGAGGAGCAUUGGGGGGAUAAGGCGCCUGCCGGUGUUGAUGCGGCACGCCUCUGGGCUCAGGUGGAUCUGCUUCUGCUGACGAAGGAUUUCGCUCGCAAGUUAGAGUUCUACGAGGCGGUGUUGCGGUUGUGUCAAAAGGAACGACUGGCGGGAUUUGCGGGGCGGGUGCCUGCUGCCGUUCAUCGCGAGGUGUUUGCCGCGAUAGGAGGAAAGGGUCUCUGGGCGCAGGGGCUGGACCUUCUCCGCCUCGCCGAGAGCGGUUCAGGGGGGAUGCGUGUUCCUCUGCAGGCCUAUCAACAGGUCAUGCGGGCCUGCUUGAUGCAUCGCGUUCCUGUCCCUGCCUUUCUGCGUGAGAAGAGCAAAGGCACCGUGUCGGUGGAGUGA